Molecule: messenger RNA, 1248 nt
Organism: Cataglyphis hispanica
Lineage: Eukaryota; Metazoa; Arthropoda; Insecta; Hymenoptera; Formicidae
Exons: 3
Coding region: 322-1188 (288 amino acids)
Source: RefSeq, a predicted model, not a curated record
AUCUCGUCGCAUCAAUCGUAAUACAACUAAGUAAUUUAUUUUCGAUACCGUAAGAGGAAGAACCGCAAAACGGUAGGACUGACAAAUGAGCUUGGGAGAGAAGUACGUUAAGUACUAUUGCACCGGUAUAUUUAUGCGUGUAUGUAUUAUAUGGAAAAGUGUUGACGACGAUUACGUUGCCGCGCGAGGAAACGAUCGUUUCGUCUUUGGAACACGUGUGUCCUUAUCAGUGGUCAUUUUUCUCGCCGGCCACGAUAACGGUUUUGCGAAGCGUAAUUUCUGCUUGACGGGACGGUCUCACGACCUCCGAUAUUUUUUUGUAUGUGUAUUGACAUCCGUCAAAAUUCUUCCCGUAAUGUUAAUUCGCGCGAUUACAAAAUGAUUUUGAUUGCAAAACCUCAGCUCAAAGUUUUGGAUAAAAAUAAAUUACAUGUAUCUCGAAGGCCAGGAUGCACUGCAUGGUUACUGCUCGCCUUAUCGGUGGUAAUUUUUAUCGGCAUAUUUAGCCACCUGACGAACAAUAUCUACUUCCUAAUUAUCUUGCUUUUGGGCGAGAUUAUGUUCGGGCUAGAUAGUUUCGGAGAAUGGGAAGACUUGAUACUAUACAAGCAAGAGAAUAAAGCUAUUGUCCAAAAAGCUAUUUGGAGCGAUAAAUUAUGUUCGGGUAAUUCGGGUGAAAUCUCUCUGAUGAGACUCACCGACAUCCGACACGUUGGUGUCUCUACCGACAUGGGUCUCUUUAUCCUUCACAGAAAUGGACAGACUAUCACGCUUAGUAUGAGAGGUUUAACGAGAAAGGAAAUACAAACUCUAAGGAAGGAAAUCAACUAUUUCUUGAAUAUGAGUCGGCUCGAAAAUCUCGAUCUUUCCUUGAUUGCUUCUUCGGAUCGAUUAUUACUCUCUUCCGAUUCCGAAGAAUAUUUACCAAAUUUACCAAAAACGUGUCUACCUAUUAGCAACGAGCUUACUGUUUCGGAUAAUAUUUUGAACAAUAGCAAGCCAUGUCAUCGAGUGCAGCAGAAUCUAAGCUAUCCAACUCUAAUGUGUGGAGUACGACAUAGCUAUCAAUCAGCGAGUUUAAAAAGAGGCCUUUAUACAGAAAAUUCAAAACGUCUCGAUUAUAUUAAAUAUACCAGAAAUAUUUCUGCCAUUCCCAAUCUGUUAAAAGUUAACAAAGAACAUAAUUAAGUAUUCUUUGUUUGUGAAAUGUGUUCUUGUGAUAUUAUUGAGAUUUCUAUCUAAUUCACA